AUUUAACGUUGUCCAAGAGUAUUGUUGACUCUUUAACAGAACGUUAUUUGUACGUAUUUAAUACAGGGUUGCCAGGUUCCGAGUGUUUUUUUUCGUGAGCAGAUAGGAGGAUGCUACCUUACAAACCUGGCAACUUUGGCUAUGCGCUGGAUACAGCAUACAGUAUGGCGGACAGCGAGAGUGAUUUGGAAACAGACGGGCUUGAAUUAGCUCUGGACACGUUGUGUGGAAGACACUGCAGCAACCAGUCGUUUCUGAACAGCAAAGACUAUUGUUCUGAGUUUUGUGAGUUGGUUGAGGAGUACACGGGGCAAUGGCAGGUUCCUCUCCCUCAGCUCAAGGUGCUGCGGACCGCACUCUGCAGCUUCACCAAAGCCACUGCUCCCUUCCCUGAUGACUGUCAGCACGUCCACUAUGUUCUCAGCAGUAUGGCUUUGAGCUUCUUUGAACUGAUGCUGUUUUUCAGCAAAGAAGAAUUUGUGGAAGAGCCUUUAAAAGACAUCCUUGAAAGCUUUCAGCAGUGCCACUGUCAGCUCCUGAGGCACAGAAACAUCUACCUUCAGCAUGUAAAGCUGAUCAUCAAAGCAGGAGGCCCGUGGGAAAACCCAGUGCUGCAAGGAAUCCUGAAGGAGGCUCACUUACCACUGAAAGAGGUUGAGGACUACUUAAGCUCAGAGUUGGCGGUAUUCUUUGAGUUGCGGAUUCGCUACCUGCUGGCCUGUGAACGAAUGCAAGAGGCCAUGGCUCUGGCUAAAAGCUGCCUGGAAAAUCGCGAGGCUGCAAAGCAUCUGUACUUCCAUCAGGCCUACCUGACCUGCCUCUACAAGGCCUCGCUGCACGAACACCUUCACAAGGAGAUGGCGGAGAUAGAUGGCCGCGAUGCAGUGGAGAUCAUCUGCAACACAGAGAGCGUAGAGAAAGACGAGCUCCUGUUGUCGCUGUGUAAAGCUUUCCUUACCCAGCAGCUACACAACGGAGACAUGUACUACAUCUGGGACCUGGUGUUCAUCUGGAGCAGGUUGCAUCUCCGGGCCCAUCCCUCCAGACAUGGCUUUCUGGCUGAGUGCUUGCAGUUAGCUUCUUCCGCUACUAACGUCAGAGCCAUCUUCACCUUCAUCAAACUGGUCACCACAGAGCUGGGAGUGGAAAGCGUCCAGGUGUGUGUGGAGCUGUGUGCAAGGGCCUUGCGGCUCGCUGACAUGCAGGCUGACAGUGUGACCCGUUCUCUUGUCUGCAAGACCAUUGCCUUCCUCCUACCUCACGACCUGGAGAUCUGUCGAGCGUGUGCCCUGCUGGUGUUCUGCCAGGAACGCAGCCUGGAAGCUUUCCGAACUGUCUGCCUGCUAUACAAUCAUCCCGACCAGGACUCUCAUCCCCACAACAGCCCGGUCCGGACCAGCGUGCGAUUCCAUAUUCUGCAGAUGCUCAAGGCGCGCCUGUGUUUCGACCCCGAGUUUUGGAACCUCCUGACCAUCAGGACUCAUUGCUUGGAGUUGAUAAGUGACAACGUCAUGAAGGCUGCUGUUCUCAGUGAGAUGAAGGAGGAAGAGGAGAAGGAAUACAGGGAAGAGAUGUUCAUAAAUAAGUGUAUAAACCAAUCAUGCAGUCCAGGUUUAAAUUCCUGUCAGUGCACUGAGGCCGCAGAAACUGCAGUCGUGAGCCAAGACCUCCCAGAGGUGCAAGCUGUGGCGGAAGAGACAGGAAAGUGUAUGGCCCCAUCAAAUAAUAAUCUUCUGAAGAGGAGAAAAUGGAGCAAAAGGGUGCGAAGGAGAAGCAAAUCUUUGUCUGAUGAUGAACCCGACAUUGUAGAUGAUCCAGAGUUCAAAUACAAUCUCAAACUCACCUCUUUAGGCAAUAAACCAAUGUACUCACUAAGACGCAAUAUCAGUAAAACGGAGAAUUCAGCUUCCGCAAAAGUCCCUCUAAACCCCAAGAGAGAGUAUCUGGCUAGGUGUGUGAAGAGCCAAAUUUUGAAAAGGCAAGGUCGGAAGAAGAGAUGGUUGCAGGGUCUCCCGAGGCUGGAGCCGGUGCAGACGGUCAAAGUUAAGGAGAAGGUCAAAUACAAAGGGAAAAAGCGGGGACGGAAGCCCUUACAGAAACUGGAACUCUCAUACCCUGAUAAUGAAAUAUCCCGUACAGAGGAGGAGUCCGGGUUUGAAGAGAUAACAGACGACAAAGAGCUGGGCAUGCCUCACCUGGAGAAUGAACUCGAACAAACCUGCCAACAGAAAGAGAAUCAAUUCGAGCAGAUGGAUAAUCUCCAGAGGGAAAAUAGACUUGAGAAACAUCCAGACUCGGACUGUAAAAGCCGUCUCAGUGAACAAACCCAAAAGGAAUCUGAAACACAGCUUUGUGAUGGUCUUCCUGUUGAACCUCAAGCGGCUGCACCUGCUGUUGAAGCUGAUCCUGGGCUUGAUGGUCCUCCCUUAGACUUAAUAGAUUGUCCAAUAGAAGCGUUGCACAGCUAUUCUCUAAAAUCCAAAAAGCCUGAUGAGGAAAAACCCCCAGAAUCCUCGGCACCAGAAGAGGUUAAUGGCAAUACAGAAGAGGAGCCAGAACCCACAGUGGAAACAAACACUGAGGUGAAAUCCAAGCGAUCAUGGAAGGACCGGGUGCUGCGUACUCAACAGUAUGCCCACUUGAUGCACCACUGCAAGUUUUGCCAGAAGGACUAUAAAGGCUUGAAUGUCAUGAGGCAUGCUCUCUCGCACCUUAAGAGCAGGAAACUCAAAUGCAUACUCUGUGGAAAGCGCUUUAAACAGCUUUCCUUUGCCAAAAAGCAUGUCAUGGACCACAUUGAUGAAAUGUGCAAGCAGAAGAAGAGAUGCACUGAGGGCACUCCUGCUGCUAAUGGUAUAGCAGAUAAUGUGGACAAUCAGCAUCAGGAUAAAAACCAGACUCCCAUUUCCAAUGAGGAAACUCCUGAGCAGAAACCCGGGGGGAAAUCUAAAGUUUCAAGCCUCAAAAGGGAAGAUCGAAUUAUCAGGAACCUGCGCACCCUCAUCAAAAAGACAGCCGUGCUUCACAAGAAAUGCAAAAACCCUGACGCGAACAUAUUCAAGCAGGUAGAGUUCAAGGACGAGCAGGUCGUCAUUAAAGACGGCCUGGUGAUCGUGAAGGAUCCUUCUGUGAUGGGGAAGGAGGGAGAAGCAGGGGAGGAGGAGAAGCCAGCGGGAGAGAAUGGCUUCGGUGUGGACAUCACGUACCACCUGUGCCCCUCAGAGUCCUGUGAUAGAGUGUUCUUGAGGAUCAGCACCACACUAACUAAGCACGCCAUCAAAUGCCAUAUCAGCGAGGAGAAGGUGCUGGAGAAGACUUUUGUGUGGGCCAAACACAAGUGCAGCAUAUGCCUCAGGCAGAUCCAGUUUCUCCAGCACUAUAAGGACCACAUGAAGCUCCACGACACUACUCUGCAGCACUUCUGCUACCAUCAGGACUGUAAGCAGCGCUUCCCUUCACAGCAGGAACUAAAGGACCAUGUCAUCAGCCAUAAGCCCUUCAGACCUCAAUGUCCAUUCUCAGAGUGUGAGAAGCUGUUCUCAAACCUUCAAGGUCUCCAUGAGCACGAGUGGAGACACUACAUCCCAGUGCCUCAGAAAGAGGAGCUGGAGUCUGGACCUGGCAGACAGAUGAAGCAAAGUGCUGAAGCCCCCUGGAAGCAGAGAGUGAAAGUAGAGGAGCUAUGGCUGCAGAGUAAGAAGCUGCAGAGGGAACAGGCCUCUGAUGUUGAGGGUUCUAGAGAAAUGAAAACUGAAACUCAUUUCCCAGACGGUAAUCAGCCGGAUAACUGUUCAGAGAACUCAGGCAGUCACGAGCCUGUGUGCAACACUAAAUCCUCCAUCAAUGGACAUGAGCCCGAGACGGGAAGGACAGAUGGAAAUAUGUCCUCUUCUUGCACUGGUCCUGGAGGAGUGACUCCAAAGAAGAGCGGUCGAAAAAGAACGCCCGUCGAGUUAGACCCGUUGAAUGUCAAAGACCUGGAGGACUUGUCCACUUUGUCUGAGGGAGUCCAGCAGGCCAUAGGAGAGCCGCACAUCACCGAGCACAAAACCUUUAAACCGGAAGACCCCGCAUACGCCACUUUCGUUAAAGCCCCCUUCAUCAGGCCGCCGCCCUCCACCUACCUGGAUGAAUCCCGGCUCUCGAUGCGCAAGAGGAGGGCCCCUGAAGAGGUUGCUCCGAAGAAAAACACCUACUGGAGCAUUAAGAGAAAGAAGGAGACCGUCAAGGAGGAGCAGCAGCAGGAGGUGGAGGAGGACGUGCAGAAGGUCCGGCACCGCUGUGACAAAUGUCUUUCCUCUUUCAGCAGUGUGGAAGAACUACAGAAACACCAGGCCCUCAACACCUGCUCCGCACUUUUUGGCUUCGAUUCAGACGAUGAGAGUUAGUAAUGACUGAAGAGGAGCUGUAACCAUGGUGACCACUCUAGAUGGAGGACGACUUCCAUAAUACUACAGUACUCGUUCAAGUAAAAAGGAGAUAUGUGCCAAAAUAGCUAAUUUGGGGAUUUCAUUUUCUCUCUAACUGAUAAAACCUGUGAUUUUAACACUAAAUUUCACCAGCGUGAGAUUUGUAAGGUAUAAACAAAAAAAACUACCUGUGCUAAUUAACAUACAGUGGGGACAAGUAUUUGAUACACUGACAAUCUCGCAGGUUCUCCCACUUACAAAGCAUGAAGAAGUCUGUAAUUUGUAUCAUAGGUUCUCAACUGUGAGAGACGGAAUCUAAAACUAAAAUCCAGAAAAUCACAUUGUAUGAUUUUUAAGUAAUUCAUUUGCAUUUUAUUGGAUGACAUAAGUAUUUGAUACAUCAGAAAAACAGAACUUAAUAUCUGGUACAGAAACCUUUGUUUGCAAUUACAGAGAGCAGACGUUUCCUGUAGUUCUUGACCAGGUUUGCACACACUGCAGCAGGGAUUUUGGCCCACUCCUCCAUACAGAUCUUCUCCAGAUCCUUCUGGUUUCGGGGCUGUUGCUGGGCAAUAUGGACUUUCAGCUCCCUCCAAAGAUUUUCUAUUGUGUUCAGGUCUGGAGACUGGCUAGGCCACUCCAGGACCUUGAGAUGCUUCUUACGGAGCCACUCCUUAGUUGCCCUGGUUGUGUGUUUCGGGUCGUUGUCAUGCUGGAAGACCCAGCCACGACCCAUCUUCAAUGCUCUUACUGAGGGAAGGAGGUUGUUGGCCAAGAUCUCGCGAUACAUGGCCCCAUCCAUCCUCCCCUCAAUACGGUGCAGUCGUCCUGUCCCCUUUGCAGAAAAGCAUCCCCAAAGAAUGAUGUUUCCACCUCCAUGCUUCACAGUUGGGAUGGUGUUCUUGGGGUUGUUCUCAUCCUUGUUCUUCCUCCAAACACGGCGAGUGGAGUUUAGACCAAAAAGCUCUAUUUUUGUCUCAUCAGACCACAUGACCUUCCCCCAUUCCUCCUCUGGAUCAUCCAGAUAGUCAUUGGCAAACUUCAGACGGGCCAGGACAUGCGCUGGCUUGAGCAGGGGGACCUUGCGUGCGCUGCAGGAUUUUAAUCCAUGACAGCUUAGUGUGUUACUAAUGGUUUUUCUUUGAGGCUGUGGUCCCAGCUCUCAUGAUCAAAUACGUGUCAUGCAAUAAAAUGCAAAUUAAUUAUUUAAAAAUCAUACAAUGUGAUUUUCUGGAUUUUUGUUUUAGAUUCCGUCUCUCACAGUUGAUGUGUACAUAUGAUAAAAAUGACAGACCUCUACAUGCUUUGUAAGUGGGAAAACCUGCAAAAUUGGCAGUGUAUCAAAUACUUCUCCCCACUGUAUAUUCACUUUCCUUUUCCUCAGCCAAUCUCAAAGUACUGCUGACAUCUCAGUCCUAACAAACCAAAUAUGGCCCCAGAGAAUAUCUAGAAACCUGUGUGUUCAGUUACUUGGUUGGUUACUGCAUUCUUUCAUUUGUAAUCACAGUAUUUAACUUUUUGCUCGUCUUUCAGUUUAACAUGUUAACACUAUCAAGUUAUUAUUGAUACUUAUUUUUUCUCACUUUAUUUGAUCAAGUGGAUUUAAAAUGAACUUCUGAUUUUAAGCCUUUGAGACAAAAGGUUACCCAACUAAUUUACUCCAUGGACAACAAUGAUUUACAUAUCCCUAUAGUGAUCAAUUUGGGAGAAAAAAGGCUGACAUUAAGACUCAGCUUUGAUUUCUUUUUCUCAUCAUGACUUGCUGGCAAAACUUGAAAAUGAUUUGUAUGACUGGCUUCAGCUCCUUUGAUUAUGUGUUCACAUGCAGUACAUCAUGCGCAGUGUUUGCAACUCUAUGAAAUAUUGUAACAAACCUCAUAAAUUGAUAGAAAGAUGUGUUCUCAGUUGAGCGUGUUUGUUCAAUUGCUGUCUUCCAAAGGAUUCAUGCACUGGUUUGGUAAAAAAGCCUCACUAAAAAAGACUAACAGUACAUAUGUGGUAGUUGUACAUCUCUACUGUUAAACAGUAUUAUAAUUCUAAAUAAAUCCUUCAAAGGAACUUUUGAAACUGUAAGAGGAGGAUGCAGCAUUUUCAGGAUUGGGUUUGCCUUUAACAAGUCUUCUGACUUAUGCUAUGACAACUGGAAUGACUUGCGUAUUGAAAUGUCUGAAACCCUGUGAUUAUGCCUUUAUAACACUAUUAUUCUGUAGAAAAUGGCAAAUAUGUAUACCUUCAUUAGUGCCAAGAACGAAUCAGUGUUGCACUGUCGGUAAAGAUACAAUUAAACAGUUUCAGUUCACUUUGAAUUUCAUUUUAACUCCAUGUUAUGUAUAUGCUUUUGAGUUGAUCUGUAAAAUAAGUUGUACAAGUGUAAUCCUUUUUUAUGGGAGUGUGCACUUAAACCUGCUUAUUUAUAUGUACAAAUGUUAAUAUACUAGAUUUGUAAAUGUAAUGAUGAUUUCCCAUUUAUUUUUCAUAAGAAAAUCAAUUACAUUUGUUUGAAUAAACAAAUGAAACUAA
Molecule: messenger RNA, 6929 nt
Organism: Eleginops maclovinus (Patagonian blennie)
Lineage: Eukaryota; Metazoa; Chordata; Actinopteri; Perciformes; Eleginopidae
Product: zinc finger protein 654-like
Exons: 12
Coding region: 111-4388 (1425 amino acids)
Biological process (GO): regulation of transcription by RNA polymerase II
Cellular component (GO): nucleus
Molecular function (GO): DNA binding; DNA-binding transcription factor activity, RNA polymerase II-specific
Source: RefSeq, a predicted model, not a curated record